Molecule: messenger RNA, 1654 nt
Organism: Bradysia coprophila
Lineage: Eukaryota; Metazoa; Arthropoda; Insecta; Diptera; Sciaridae
Gene: Caf1-55
Product: chromatin assembly factor 1 p55 subunit
Molecular function (GO): protein binding
Source: RefSeq, a predicted model, not a curated record
AAACGAAUCAAUCGAGUGCAACACCGCUACUAUGUAGACGAUAGAGCACUGUAAUAAAGACUACCAACAACAGACGCUCAAGAGAAAAACCUUCGUUUCUUUUGCAAAAUAAACCAAAACAACCAGUUGUUUCGUUCUGACCGAUUUUGGAGUUGCAUGUUUUUGUUUAUUUUGUGGGAUUAUCAGUUUGUGUGGUGGAAAACGACUUAAAUCAAGUGCCGAGCCCGAAAUUGGUUAGCGUCUUACGACAAAGAAUUUGGCGGGCUCUAUUUUCUAAUCAAAUUUUUCACUGAAAUGGCUGACCGUGCCGAUGUCGCCGAAGUCUUCGACGAUGCUAUUGAAGAAAGAGUCAUCAACGAGGAGUACAAGAUAUGGAAGAAGAAUACGCCAUUCCUUUACGAUCUCGUCAUGACGCAUGCAUUGGAAUGGCCUUCACUUACCGCUCAAUGGUUGCCCGAUGUCACUAAGCCAGAAGGCAAGGACUUUUCCGUGCAUCGACUCAUUCUGGGUACACACACGUCGGAUGAGCAAAAUCAUCUACUUAUCGCCAGUGUUCAAUUGCCGAACGAAGACGCACAGUUCGAUGCGAGUCAUUACGACAACGAGAAGGGAGAGUUCGGCGGUUUCGGUUCUGUGUCCGGGAAAAUUGAAAUCGAAAUCAAAAUCAACCACGAGGGCGAAGUGAAUCGAGCCCGAUACAUGCCACAAAAUCCGUGCGUCAUUGCAACAAAGACUCCGUCAAGUGAUGUGCUUGUAUUUGACUAUACGAAGCACCCGAGUAAGCCCGAACCAAGCGGUGAAUGUCAUCCAGACUUACGGCUACGGGGUCAUCAGAAAGAAGGCUACGGCCUCUCAUGGAAUCCAAAUCUAAAUGGUUACUUGCUGUCAGCCAGUGACGAUCACACUAUUUGCUUGUGGGACAUAAAUGCGACACCAAAGGAACAUCGCGUUAUCGAUGCUAAGAAUAUCUUUACCGGUCACACAGCCGUCGUCGAAGAUGUUGCAUGGCAUUUAUUGCACGAAUCGUUGUUCGGUUCGGUGGCUGACGAUCAAAAGCUCAUGAUUUGGGAUACACGGUGCAACAACACGUCGAAACCAUCGCAUACCGUCGACGCCCACACUGCCGAAGUGAACUGUUUGAGCUUCAAUCCGUACUCGGAAUUCAUUUUAGCCACCGGAUCGGCCGACAAAACUGUUGCUCUGUGGGAUUUAAGGAAUUUGAAACUGAAACUACACUCGUUCGAGUCGCACAAAGAUGAAAUCUUUCAGGUGCAAUGGUCGCCGCAUAAUGAAACGAUUCUGGCAUCGAGCGGAACGGAUCGUCGUUUGCAUGUGUGGGACUUGUCGAAGAUCGGUGAAGAACAAAGUUCAGAGGAUGCUGAAGAUGGACCACCGGAACUGUUGUUCAUUCAUGGCGGGCAUACGGCUAAAAUUUCCGACUUUUCGUGGAAUCCAAAUGAACCGUGGGUAAUAUGUUCUGUUUCGGAGGAUAAUAUCAUGCAGGUAUGGCAGAUGGCCGAAAACAUUUACAACGACGAAGAACCGGAAAUUCCAGCGUCCGAACUCGAACCAAUUGCAACUUAAAUUAUUGACCUCUUUGAAAUAUGGUAAUCAAAAUAAAAUGAACUCUCCGUUAAUUUCCAAUAAAAUUUAA